Messenger RNA from Cyprinus carpio (common carp), 2177 nucleotides. Its product is annotated as GULP PTB domain containing engulfment adaptor 1a. The record is from RefSeq and is a predicted model, not a curated record. Lineage: Eukaryota; Metazoa; Chordata; Actinopteri; Cypriniformes; Cyprinidae.
AGGGGGAAGAUGAGGGAGUGAGUGUUUGUGGACAGCGUGUGCGUGCACAGCUCUGCUCAGGACGCGCGAAGGAUUCGUGUUUUUCGGUAGAGGUGGCACAUUCCAGGAAAUCGCAGCUGAGACGGAGCGUUUUCAAGCAUGAACCGGGCAUUUAACAGAAAAAAAGAUAAAUCAUGGAUGCACACUCCAGAAGCACUGGCCAAACAUUUUAUAGCAUACAAUGCCAAGUUUCUGGGGCACACAGAAGUUGAUCAACCCAAAGGUACAGAGGUGGUGAGAGAUGCCGUCAGAAAGCUCAAGUUUCAGAAACACAUUAAGAAGUCAGAGGGACAGAAGAUCCCAAAAAUGGAAUUACAGAUCUCCAUCUACGGAGUGAAAAUAUUAGAUCCCAAAUCAAAAGAAGUACAGCACAACUGUCAGUUGCACCGGAUAUCCUUCUGUGCAGAUGAUAAGACUGACAAAAGGAUAUUCACAUUCAUUUGUAAAGAUUCAGAAUCCAACAAACAUCUCUGCUAUGUGUUUGACAGUGAAAAAUGUGCAGAAGAGAUAACUUUGACCAUCGGCCAAGCGUUUGACUUGGCUUACAAGAAGUUUUUGGAGUCCGGGGGAAAAGACGUAGAGACGAGGAAACAGAUAGGUGGCCUACAGAAAAGAAUUCAAGAUCUUGAAGCUGAAAAUUCUGAGUUGAAGAAGCAGUUGCAAGUCUUGGAGGAACAGCUGAUGAUUGCUCAAGUUCCUCCUCUUCUUCACAUUAACUCUUCUAAUGAGGACUAUAUGCUUCAGAGACCCUCAUCUCUCUUCUGGUGUCACAACGUGACCUCGUUCUCUUGCUUCGAAAUCUCUUCUGUUACACUAACGCCAAUGAGCUCACCUGACUCUAACCUUUCUGCCGGUCUUCUGACUCCUCCACCUGCUAAACCAGCUUUGUCAAAGACUCCAAGUGGAGCCAGUGUUCCUCGACCUCCUGGAAACAGCAUAUCCUCGAAGACGCCCACUGACAUAUUUGACAUGGUUCCAUUUUCUCCAAUGACCCCAUUGGUUCCAUUACCAGCAAGUAAUGGCUCGGCCCCUCCACCACCUGCAAGGCCUUCAGAGAUUAGGAGAGACCUGUUUGGUGCAGAACCAUUUGACCCUUUUACCUGCGGGGCAGCUGACUUUCCUCCUGACAUCCAGUCCAAGCUGGAUGAGAUGCAGGUGACUGCAUGUCUGUGAAUUAUUAGCAAAUGGACUGGUGUAAAUGAGCAGCUAAUGGAGCUGAUGGAGGGGUUCAAAAUGGGACUAACAGUAGAGGGCACUGUCUUUUCCCUUGAUCCACUAGAAGGUCACUGCUGAUGCCAAGAAGAAAGUUUUGUCACUUUCAUGUUAAACCAUUUGUAUUAAAGUGCCAAACUCGGGUUUACAGUCAAGAUGUCAAUGUAUUUACUUACAUUUUUUUUUAUGUAUUUGCAUUUUGAAUUUGGUUUACAAAAAGUAUAUUGAGAAAUCAGAAGCAGUAGAAUCACUAUUUUUGUAAGAACUAAAAAAAAAAAACUAGAAAUGUAGUUUUAACACCCCUUGCUUGUACAGGUAAUGAAGGAUGUAGAAAGUAUGUGCAAUUGCACAGUCUGUGUCAAUGUUUCAUUACUGUUAUCAAAAGCAAAUUCUUUAAGCUUGUGUUAUGCAUACAAGCUGCUGUUUUUAAUCUGUGGCAUAUUACAAUUCAUAAACACAUACAACGUUAUAAUUAUGGAGAGUUCCCUUGACGUUAUUUUUAUUUUUAACUUUAUUUUUAACACUUAUUACGUUACCAUACAUCAUAAUCACAUUCCUUUUGUAUCCGAUCACAUGUAAAAUUAUGAUAUUGUUUUUGUUAAUAGCAAUGGAUCCAUUAUAAUACAUAUUUUUUAAAUGAGCAGCAGUGCUAUGAAUGGCAGGACUGGACUGUUUCCACAUUAACAUACACUCGUAUUGCAGUUUAAUUUUAUAUGAUAUAUUUUAGUAUACUCUUGCACAAGGAAGCACUUUGAAAGAGCUCUGUUCAUGUAUUAUUGUUAAUUCAGUUUAUAAGCAUUAUUUUAGCCUUUGCUGUUGUAGUCAUUAAAAGAAAAUGGUACAUAUUCUGUGUUCUCUGUGUAAGUUGUUUUGUAACAUGUUUUUCUUAGACCUUUACUUGCAUUAAAUAAGAGACCUUGUAUGAA